Trichechus manatus latirostris (Florida manatee) is the source of this 7105-nucleotide messenger RNA. It is a transcript of the gene CTSC, whose product is annotated as cathepsin C. The record is from RefSeq and is a predicted model, not a curated record. Gene Ontology annotation, cellular component: lysosome. Gene Ontology annotation, molecular function: cysteine-type endopeptidase activity. The transcript has 5 exons. Bases 85 to 498 code for a protein of 137 amino acids. Lineage: Eukaryota; Metazoa; Chordata; Mammalia; Sirenia; Trichechidae.
GCGCGGUCCGGACCUCUUCGCUUUGCACCCUCAGCUCUCCAGCUCCUGGCGCAUUUUCUGCAGCCUUUCUCGGCCGCCGCCAACAUGGGUCCCUGGCCCCGCUUGUUGCUAGCCGCCCUUCUGCUGCUCCUCGCCGGCGUGGGCAUGGUUCUCUGCGACACACCUGCCAAUUGCACCUAUCCUGACCUGCUGGGCACCUGGGUCUUCGAAGUGGGCCCGGGCAGUUCCAACCGGGACGUCAACUGCUCAGCUAUGGGACCACCAGAAAAAAAAGUAGUGGUGCACCUUCAGAAACUGGAUACAGCGUAUGAUGACCUUGGCAAUUCCGGCCAUUUCACCAUCAUUUACAAUCAAGGCUUUGAAAUUGUGUUGAAUGACUACAAGUGGUUUGCCUUUUUUAAGGAUGUCACUGAUUUUAUCAGUCAGUUGUUCGUGCAACUGGGAACUGUGGGGAUAUAUGAUUUGCCACCUCUGAGGAACAAACUGGGUAACCACUAAUAACAGAUCAGAGUGAGCAUUAGAGCUGAAACUAUUGUUAAAUAGAGCAUCUGUUGAGGGGCUCUUUUAAAACUACAGCCAAGAACAGACUUUGUGGCUAAGAGGCCCGGCAACAUGCAGCAACCAACCAACCUCUAGCAGCUAGCAGAGGCCUGUAGCAGAUAUAGUCUCUUCUGCAGUCUUUAUUUGCUGGUAAAUUGCACAGGAGCCCUGUGACCUACCUCCAAGGCAGCUGCCCUCCUGAACAUUCCUUGAAAAGCAGUAAUCACCAUUUUGGAAUGUGAACAACCAGAGACUACGCAAGAAAAAGAAAAAAUCUAUGUCUGGAAGAAACGAAGUCCUAAGUGGCUUCACCAUGCAGCCUUUUAAUAAAAGGAACGAUAUGCAACAUGUUAAAUGUUUUCUCUUUUGAAUACUCUUACAUUGAAAUGAUUUUUCAGAAUUAGGAUUUGAGUUUUUUGUGUUUUGUUUUAUUCAUAGUGUAAAAUAAAUUGUCUCUUCCUAAGUGCCUUCUCUUUCUCUUAAUACCUCGAGGAACCCUAGAACGUAUGGUAAGGAGAAAACACUUUAGUAUCGCUUGAGAUGCACAAAUGUAAGUUAUUGGUGGAAGGAUAGUCCUAUGGAAGACAUGUUCAAAGCAGGAAAACGGCUCUCUGACAGAAGCCAAAUUGCUGAAGGGUAUAAUUCUUCCGAAGAUAACAGGCUUGCAGUACCCCUGGCCAUAAAGAUGGGAUGGUUAAUUUCUUUCUUUUCUUUUCGAGUAGGUGCCAAGCUUUGUGCUAAGAACUUGAUGUACUUUGCUUGACUAAAAUCCCGUAGGUGUUACUAAUUGCAUUUUAUAGAUAGGGCAAGUAAGUCUCAGACAGAUUAGGCAUUUUGCUAAAAUUCACAGGACUUCUAAUUAAAAAAACUAGGGUUAGCCAUUCAAGCUUAAGGUCUUCCUUGGAACUAAAGAAGAAAAGAAGAGCCAUUUCACAAAGAAUUAGUGGUAUUAAGGGUCACGUUUGAGUAGAUUUUUCUGGUGAUUUCCAGUCUGUAUGUGUCGUGUUAGUUUAAUAGACUAGAAUAUGUACUGCAUUGGCUCCUGCUGAAAUCUUAAGAGAAUUAUUGACUUGAAGCUUAGGUUCCCUUACCUGAGCCUUCCAAGUCACUUUAUUUUCUAAGCCAAGGUCCUUUCGUUCAAGAAAAAAAUUUAUCUUUUCCUUUCCUUGAUAGUUCCAAAAAUUCAAAGAAAAGCUUUGUAAACUUCAAAUUAAGCACCCCGACCAAAUUGACCUCUUUUAAUUACAUUGUUAUCCACAUUAAUUGCUAUCUUUUAGCUCUUCCCUGCUAAACAGUGGGUUGGUUUCCUCCUUCCUGAGUUUAGAGCUGACUAAUACCACUUCUACUCUGCUCACGUGGGGUCUCCAUGAGUUGGAAUCAACUCUUCGGCAAGUAACAACAAUACCAGUUUUGGUAAGCCUAAAAUAUGGGGCUACACCUAGUCUAUACUAUCUGGGUGGACUUUUCUCCUGCAUCCAGGCCUGAGUGGAGGAAUCUUUCUCUAGAGAGCAGUUUACUAUUGUUGCUUUAUCAGUUCAGGAGAUUUAUACCAUCAGAGAAGUUCUGGUGUGCUAUUCUGGACAUGUUAUAGCUUACAAAGAUAAUUUAAUAGUACAGCCACACCUACCUCUGGACCUGAUAAAUUCUUCAUCACUCAGGACCUACCUUGAUCCCACCUCCUAUGUGAAACCCUCCCUAGCACUCUCCAUUAGAGGGAGAAAUGCCAUUAUCUUGGUUCCCAUUAAAUUUUACAGGUAUCUUUACUUACUCUGUUGUCAUGAGAUUAUUUGAUAACACGUCUUCAUCUUCCAUACUCAAAGUUUGUGUCUUUCCCUGUAUACCUUCAGCAUCUAGUGCACAUAGAACUUUAUAGGUCCUUGCAAAAAGAACCACACUUCUCUUGUCUUUUCCCAAGUAUGCCAGGUUACAGAAAAUUAAUUUUAUAGCCUUCUGCAAGCACAAAUCAGGAAUGCUGCUAUACUUACAUUUUUGGUUCCCUGCGCUAAAAAUAUUGUCUAGUUACCUGCCUCCAGAGUUCUAAAAGGGUUGUAUAUUUUCAAGCUGAUUUUCAGAAGGUAAAAUAGUACCAAAGAAACAAAUAUGUAUGAGAAUGUUUUUUAGCAUAUAAUUAAAAUUCUCUUUUUUGAAGUUAUUUUGUAUUUUUUGUUAUUUCUGUUUCUCUGAGUAACUUAGCAUCUAAGUAUUUGUUUUGAUUGGAAGAGAAGACUUGGCGGGUACAAAAUUGCAGAUAUAUGUGUUAGAAUGCCCCACAAUAUAAUAAUGCUUAGCGUUCUUUGUCAUAACUGCUUGUUUAUCUCCCCCUCUGUUCCUGACAUGCCAUGAGGGGGGCAGAGGUCAUUUUUAUAUUACUGACCAUUUAAUCCUGUCUGUAUAGCACAAUACCUGACAAAUAAUAGACCUGAAUAAAUAUUUGUAAAUGAAAGAAAAUGGAAUAAUAUAUCAUUGUGCUGUCAUUGUUAUUUUACUGAUCUGUUUCAAUAAGUAAAUCGUGGCCUUGAUUCUUUGUGUCCUUAGAGCCUGUCAUGCGUCCUCAGGUGUAUUUGUUGAAUGACUUAGUGGAAAACAAAUUAAACUUUUAAGUUUUAUUCUGUUUAUUUAUUUAUGUUUUAAUUUUUGUGUGAGUCUAUGAAGGCCCAAGAUAGGGCUCAAAGUUCAAAAAAAAAAGUAAUAGUCUAUCUUUCAAAAGUAUUGAAAACCUGAAUUAGCUGUCCACCAACGGAAAUAGUAAAGUUCACAUCAGUGGUUCCCCAAAGCCUGGAGAACCAAUGAUUUGAACUAGCCUGGAAUGAGUAAGGUUAUGCCCCAUUUCUGUAGGUACAGUUAGGAACUCAAGCUAAAGUUUGCAGUAGAUGAACGCUAAGAUUUCUUCAAACCCCACAGUUUAAGAGUAGGUAAUAAGGGAGUAAAUAAGGAAUGAGCCAAGGGACUUAGUUUACUUUGCUGAUUGAUAAAUUUCUGUUUUCCUAACUAACUCAAGAGAGUAUGUUUUGGUUUAAACUUCUUUUCAGCCCUGAGAAUAAGUAAAUUUUUGACCCUCCAUUUUCAUUUGUAAAUCUAGCUACAAAUUCUUUCAGUAAAAUACUGAAAGCUAUUUCAUUGCAACCACUGUAACAGUUUCCUGGCAGUUUCACAAUUCAUUAAAAUUCAACUUCUCAAAUAAAAGCUUCAGUCUAGUUAAUAGGUGAAAAACUAGAGCUAAUGCUUGGAACUGACAUAAGUAAGUUUAUUUCUUUCUGAGGAAAGAGGUGGUCCUCUUGGGAGGGUUUGGCAAAAUAUCAAUUUAGUAAAAUCUGCAUUGUUGCCAUAUAACCACUUUUCCUUACACUCCAGAUCUGACAACAAAUGGAAGUGGUUAAUGUGCACUUAUGUAGAUAUCUCCAGUAAAAAAAAGGGCAAAGAAUUGAGUAAACAUUUUUUUUUAUGUAUUGCUGUAGUGUAAUGUCUCCAGAUAUACAGUUCAUCUUUAGUCAUUCAACUUCAUGCAAGGUACUUUUUCCUGUAAUGGUGAAUCAUCUUGAUGAAUUAAACUUUAGAUUUCUAAAUUUUUUUAUUAUAUAUUCCACAAUAUAUAUGUACAAUUUUUAAAAUAAUAUAAAUUUAUAAUAAUAUGCUUAUUAUAAAACGUGAAGUAAAAUGAUUAAAUGAAUGAUACUGCAUUUAUUAACGUUACAAAAACAUGUCCUUCCAAAAUUUAUUUUGUAUCAUUUGAAAACAAAACAUGCUUCAUUGUCACAUGAUUUUGUUGUCAAAAGCAAUGUAAGAGUCUCUGUUACCAAUACAUAAUUUUUGUUAUUGUAAAUUUUCAACGUUGAAAAUAGUAUUUUCUAACAUGUUUUAAAAUCUUUUAAUAAAGAAUUUCAGUAGGUUUUGGCCCAUUUUGUUAAAGACAAAAGUGCUACAGCUUUACAAGAAUUUAGAAAAAUAACUAGCAUCAGGGAAGUGGCAAUUUCAUAGACAAAUUUUAACCAAAACUUAUGCUUUUUUGGUGAAAAAGUUUGAAAAAUGAGUAUCAUAGUGAUGGAAAUAUUUCAAAACAUGUUUUAAAAAACUUUUUAUUUCUUAGCAUAGCUGACAGAGCUCAGACUACGAAUAGGGAAAAUGUAAGCUUUGCCAUUUUCUUAUGUUUGCAUCAUUAUUAUCUGCAAAUCCUUGCUUUUUUGCAGGGAUUGUUUUAAGCCACAUUUUCAUUUUGUGAGAGUUAGCUUAAUUCAGAUUAGGUGCGUUAGUCAGUUUAAGCAGGCACAUGGAAACGGGAAUAAGCUAUAAUGGGGUCUCACCGUCUCAUAGCUUAGCACACUGCACAUAACAAGUGACCAUAUGCUAUUUGAACUGAGUGGGGACAUGAGCAUUGGUUUCUACAUUAAAUAAUAAUGGAAGUUGAUUUUCGAUUUUAUUUUUAUAUUACAAAUAGAAAUAGAAGUUACAGUAUUUUCUUUCCAAUGUUCCAAUGAAUCAUCUUUCAUACCAUUUUGGGGAGCACUAGUUGGCAGGAGAGGGCUCAGUGUCGCCUGCACGGUUGAGUUUGUGUUACAGUAUAAGUUCUUUGAAGACGUGGAUGAUGUCUCAAAUAGCUUUGUAUCCCCCGUGGUAACUGAUGGUAAUGUUUAUAUCAUUUACUUGUUUAGGGUUUUCUAACUUAAAAACUCUACAAACGUCAGGAUCAUCUUUAUCCUUCAUAGCAAUCCAGUGAAGCAGGUAUCAUUCCUAUUUUCAGGUGAAGAAAUUGAGACUCACUAGUUAAUGCCUUGCUCAUGAGUACGUAAAUAAGUGGCAGAACUGGGAUUUAAAGGCCAAAGUCCUUUUUAUUAAACUGUACCUAUCCUAGCCAGUGUGUUGCAUGAAAUUGAUAUUCAAAUAUUUGCUAAAUAUUCUAUUAAUCAGAGAAACCAUGGAACAAGGUUUAAUUGAUUUUCCCCCCUCAGAGUGAAAAGUAGUUGAGUAAGAGAUCCAGGAAAAAUACCUUAAGAGACUAUCCCAACCAAUUCUCUUUUGUAAUUGGUCGAUAUUACUAGGUAGGCAUAAUUAAAUAGUUGAUAAAACAAGUCAGAAAUUGAAGAAUGGGAAUUUUGAGAAUGGCAAUUUAUGGUUAUUUUGAAAUAGCAUACCAAUAGUUAUUAAAUCCUAGUAGUUUUCUAAACUUAAGUACUAGGCUUUGUCAGUUCCUCAAAUUUUAUGAAAUUAUCUGUUUGUUGCAAUAAAAAUUGGCAUCAAUGAAUGGAAACUUAAAUUAUACCAUCUGUGCAAGACAGUCUUCAGAGACUGGUGUUUACAUAAAUGAAAACUCUUAGAAUAAUUUUUUUGGCUACAUUUUAAAUAGUAUAGCCAAAACUUAUUUGGUGAUAAUGUUCAAAUCACAUAAGAAAUAUUUCUCACAGUAGCAGGAAUAAUGACAGAUACUCUGAGAGUAUUUAAACCGAAAAGUAUCUGAGACACAGUGUGUGAUCCUCUCGUCAGUGUGCCAAGUACUUGGUUUCUGGACUGGUAAAUGCCUGUUUUUUGGAAGUUAUAGCUGUCUUGCACAAUGGCAUUACGGCCCUGUCCUACCUUUUAUGAGAUAAUUUCAGGUGCUGCAUAAAAGGAAAUUAUUUAAUAUGGUGAAAACUACAGAAUAAUUUAAAAUAAAUCUUUAAAAGGGAAAAUAAUUUCACGAAUUUUAUGUGUCAGAAAUGAUAAAUUGAUAGUUUCCUUAGUACAUUUACAGGAUUUGAGUUGUAACAAAGUUGUAGUUUUUUAGGAUUAUCCUAAGUGUAUAAAUAAGGAGUGUGUCUAAGACUUUUUCACCUGGCUUUAUAGAAGUUAAAUAAGAAAACCAGAGAUGUAACGAAAUGGAGAAUUAGGAGACGUGAAGGGAACUUUUGGAAGUUCUAGGUCACCCUAAAUUUACAGAUAGGGAAAAUGAGGUUUGUAUAGGAAAAUGGAUAUUCCUGAAGUAAUGUCAGAUUCAGGCGAGAAUUUGGGUUUCUGUAAUGUCUUGGCUCCGUGGGAGAAAGACCUGGGCUGGCAUUCUGCUCCUGUAUAGAUUACAGCAUUUCUACUCUGAGGAGUAUGUGAGUCGGAAUCCACUGGACGAUACCCAACAAGAAUAACAGUGUCUUGUCAGCACCACACUUGUACUAAGUAUAAAGUUUUUGUGUUUUCUCAAUUUCUUUUGUUAUCAUUGGAACAGAACUUGGCAUUUGUAGUUCUUUCUCUCUUAUAGGAGAUUAUGGCCCCUUGUGUUAUCUAUCAUUCAUUCAUUUUAUUCACUCAUUCAAUAAUGAAUUCCUUCCUAGUGCCAAACACUUUCCUAGGUACUGAGUAGACAAAAAUUCCUCUUCUCAUGAUGCUUGUUUUGUGGAAAGAACAGCCUCAUAAGGUGGUUGUAAAAAUUAAAGGGGUGGUAUACAUAAAACACAACCUAUGACGGGGGGUCUGUUAUUAUCAUCCCUAUUUUGUAAAUUCCAUGAACUGCCAAAAGAACGAACAAAUCUGUCUUAGAAGAAGUACAACCAGAAUGCUCCUUAGAAGCAAGGAUGGCUAGACUACAUCUUACAUACUUUGGACA